UUUCCGCUUCGCAGUUUGUCCUAGUCGGUGCCGCCGUCUUUCCGCUCCCAUUUUAAAAACGCUGUAUUCUGGACAAGAUGGCGUCCGCAACGAGUCGCUACUACAGUGAGGGCGGGAGAGCCACGAAAAGGCAGAAGACGGACAGCGACGGGAUGACCACGGAGGUUUAUGAGGACCCUCAUAAGCCCCUGCCGUCUCUGGUGGUGCACAUUCGCGGUCUGGUGGACGGCAUUACCGAGUCUGACCUGGUGGAGGCGCUGCGGGAGUUCGGCACGAUCAGCUACGUUGUACUGAUGCCGAACAAGCGCCAGGCGCUGGUGGAGUACGAGGACAUGGGCGGCUCGUGCAACGCCGUGACGUACGCCAACGACAACCAGGUGUACAUCGCCGGCCGCCCGUGCUACAUCAACUACUCCACCAGUCAGAAGAUCUCUCGGCCCGGCGACUCCGGAGACGCCCCGAGCGUCAACCACAUCCUGCUCUUCACCAUCAUGAACCCCAUCUACCCUAUUACCUCAGAUGUCUUGUACACUAUCUGUAAUAACUGUGGGCCCGUGCAGAGGAUCGUCAUCUUCAGGAAGAACGGCGUCCAGGCUAUGGUGGAGUUCGAUUCGGUCCAGAGCGCUCAGAGAGCUAAAGCGUCACUUAAUGGAGCUGAUAUCUACUCCGGAUGCUGCACUCUCAAAAUCGAGUACGCAAAGCCGACUCGACUUAACGUGUUCAAGAACGAUCAGGACACUUGGGAUUACACCAACCCGACUCUGAGCGGCCAAGAUGCUGAUUCAGACGGCAAUUGGAACAGUUCUCAAGACCCCACAACAAACCCAAACAAGCGCCAGAGGCAGCCAGCUCUGCUUGGAGACCACCCAGCCGAAUAUGGCGGUCCUCAGAGCGGUUACGGUCACUAUGACGAAACGUACGGCCCCCCUCCCCCGCACUAUGAGGGCCGGGGGAUGAGGCCACCUCUGGCCCGCACACGCGGCGGUCCUCGCUACGGGGGCCCACAGUACGGUCACGGCCCUCCUCCCGAUUACGCCGCUCAAGCCGACUCUCCAGUCAUCAUGGUUUACGGCCUCGACUCCUUUAAGAUCAACGCCGAGCGCAUUUUUAACAUCUUCUGUCUUUAUGGCAACGUCGAGAGGGUGAAGUUUAUGAAGAGUAAGCCUGGCGCUGCCAUGGUAGAGAUGGGGGACUGUUACGCAGUAGAGAGAGCCAUCUCGCAUCUUAACCACACCAUGCUCUUCGGACAGAAACUCAACAUCUGCGUGUCGAAGCAGCAGGCUAUAAUUCCCGGUCAGUCCUACCAGCUGGAGGACGGCAGCACCAGUUUUAAGGAUUUCCACGGCAGCAGGAACAACCGCUUCAGCACCGCUGAACAGGCGGCCAAGAACCGCAUCCAGCGGCCCAGCAACGUCCUGCACUUCUUUAAUGGCCAACCGGACAGCUCAACCGAGAUUUUCGCUCAGAUCUCUGAAGAGCUCGGGAUUAAGGCCCCGAACAGCGUUAAACUUUUUACUGGUAAAAGUGAGAGGAGUGCGUCUGGUCUGCUGGAAUGGGAGUCGGUCAACGACGCCAUGGAAGCUCUUGCUGUAAUGAACCACUACCAAAUGAAAAACCCUACCGGACCGUAUCCCUUUACCCUCAAGCUGUGCUUCUCAACGGCCCAGAAUGCUAACUGAACCUUCGACCUCUUUCACGAUACACGUUUUUCUUUUUUUGUACAAACCUAGUGUUUUUUGUUCCUAUGUGAUUUCUUUUUUUAUUAUUGUUAAGCUCCUAUUUUUCCUGCCUUGUAUAUUAAGAAAGGCAAUUAAAAUGUGAUUUUUGUUCUCUGAAUAAAAGUCUUUAAUAAACCCUGUAGGAAAUUAUUUGCUUCUUAAUUCUAUGUUCAUGCUCUCAAUAGCUUUUUGUAGACAUACUAAGAUAUUGUGACGUGACUAAUCCUGUUUACAUUGCUGUUUUGUGAUAUCAAGGUGUGUUCCCCAGCAGUAAAUAAACAGUCACAUGUCU
Messenger RNA from Clarias gariepinus (North African catfish), 2010 nucleotides. It is a transcript of the gene hnrnpl, whose product is annotated as heterogeneous nuclear ribonucleoprotein L. Bases 78 to 1679 code for a protein of 533 amino acids. The record is from RefSeq and is a predicted model, not a curated record. Gene Ontology annotation, cellular component: nucleus. The transcript has 14 exons. NCBI's taxonomy places the organism in Eukaryota, Metazoa, Chordata, Actinopteri, Siluriformes, Clariidae. Gene Ontology annotation, biological process: regulation of RNA splicing; mRNA processing. Gene Ontology annotation, molecular function: mRNA binding.